AUGGCGGACGCGGCGGCGCAAGCCGAUUCGGCCGGGGAGCGGCUCAAUCGGGCACGGGAUGGGGCGGAGAAGGUGGAGAGCAAGACCAUAUCCAAGACAAGCACCAACGCACAUGUGGAUCCGAGAGCUCUUGUCAUUUUUGAGGAUGCAUCAAAGCUUGUUGGCUUGGAAGGGCCAAAACAAGAGUUAAUUGAGCUUUUGACAAAGACGGAUGGUUCAUCAGUUUCAUUGCUCUCUAUUGUUGGAUCUGGAGGUUUGGGGAAGACCACUUUGGCAAAACAAGUAUAUGAAGAGCUCAAGGGGGAAUUCAAGUCGCAUGCCUUCGUGUCAGUUUCACGAAAUCCUGACAUGCUUAAUGUUCUGCGGAAUAUUCUAUGCCGUGUAAGCAAUGAAGUUCAUCCUAACAUGCAAGAAUGGGACAUACAACUACUUAUCAGCAGAAUCCAUGACUCUCUCUGGGAUAAAAGGUACCUUAUUGUCAUUGAUGAUAUAUGGAGCAAAGAUGCAUGGAAAACAGUUAACUGUGCAUUGUGCAAGAAUAAUAAAGACGGUAAAAUAAUCACUACAACACGUAAGCAUGAUGUAGCUAAAACAUGCUGCUCUUCAGAUGCUGAUUUUGUUUACAGAAUGAAGCCACUUAGUUUUGCGGACUCAAAAAAGUUGUUCUUCCAAAGAUUAUAUGGCUCAAUUGAUAAGUGCCCUGAUUACCUCAAAGACAUUUCUUAUAAGAUCUUGGAAAAAUGUGACGGUUUACCUUUGGCUAUCGUUUCCAUAUCUGGCUUACUUGCCAAUAAACCACAGACAGAGGAUGAAUGGGAUCGAGUGCAGAACUCUAUUGGUCGUGGGUUAGGAAAAGAUGUUGAAAGCAUGAUGCAAAUAUUAUCACUUAGUUACUUUGAUCUUCCUCAUUAUCUGAAAACUUGUUUAUUGUAUUUAAGUGUAUUUCCAGAGGAUUUUGUUAUUGAUAAGAAGCUUUUGGUAAGGAGAUGGAUUGCAGAGGGAUUCAUCCAAAAAGAACAAGGUGAAACCAGUUUCAAAUUAGGGGAGUGGUGUUUCAAUGAGCUCAUCAAUAGAAGCCUGAUCCAAGCACGGAAGAUAAAUAUGUACGGAGAUGUGACAGCUUGCCAGGUCCAUGACACAAUUCUUGAUUUUAUUGUAUCAAAAUCUGAAGAAGAGAAUUUCAUUACUGUAUUCGGUGAUGGUUAUCAAAUACAUGGUCAACAUAGCAAGUUCCGUCGACUAUCUAUCAAUGCUAGCAGUAAAGAGAAAGUUUCAACACUGACACAGCUGGAUUUGUCUCAUGUCCGGUCAGUUGCAGUGUUUCAUUAUUCAGAGGAACUACCUAUGUGGUCAAAAUUCAGUUUCUUGCGUGUUUUGGACUUGCGUGGCUGCAGGCAGGUGGAAGGUGAUCAUCUUACAGGUAUCGGGAAUUUAUUUCAGCUAAAGUACCUGAGCCUCCGUGGAACUGGAGUUCGUGAACUCCCAGAACAGAUUAGCAAACUAACAUGUCUGGAGACACUGGAUCUAAAGAUGUCAAAGGUGACAAAAUUACACGCCGGUACUGCUAAGCUCCAAGGAUUAAUCUACUUGGCUGUUGACAAGGGGGUUCAGCUUCCUGAUGGAACAAAAAGAAUGACAGCAUUAGAGGAUUUAGAUUGUGUGGAUAUCUUCAAGCAGUCAAUUAACUUCCACAAGAGUUUGGGCAGCUGAAGAAUCUUAGGAAUGUCCAGUUAUUUGUGAGCUCUGAUAAUUGCCGUGAUGCUGCAGAAGCAAGUCACUACAAGAAGUAUAUGGACGAUAUAGUCUCUUCACUCUGUAAACUUGGCCACCUUCAUUCUUUGUCUAUUGACGGUAAAGCUAAAAGUAAAUUAGACUUCUCCAUGGAUUCAGGUGGUGAUGCUCCAACUGGCCUCCAGAAAUUCGAAAUCACGAACCAUUUCAUCUCCAAGGUUCCAAACUGGGUGCGCUCCCUUUUCAAUCUCCAAUUUUUAACCCUCCGUGUUAAGGAAUUCGAGGUGGACGACUUCAUGGCGCUUGGGCGCCUGCCAGCUCUGGUGUUUCUCAGGCUGGAAGCACACAAAUGUUUCCACGGAAGAAGGAUAUCAAUUAGUGGCGCUGAUGGGUUUCAGAGCCUGCGUCAUUUUGAUUAUUGCUGUGCCAUACCGGUCACAUUUAAGGCUGGAGCGAUGCCAAAGAUUAAUAAGCUUACCCUCAUGUUCAGUAUAUUCAAAACAUCCCAGCUAGCAACAAAUGAAGAGUUCCGUUUUCCUUUUGGUGUCCAA
Messenger RNA from Panicum virgatum (switchgrass), 2282 nucleotides. Its product is annotated as disease resistance protein RGA5-like. Bases 1 to 1710 code for a protein of 569 amino acids. Gene Ontology annotation, molecular function: ADP binding. Gene Ontology annotation, biological process: defense response to other organism. NCBI's taxonomy places the organism in Eukaryota, Viridiplantae, Streptophyta, Magnoliopsida, Poales, Poaceae. The transcript is spliced from 3 exons. The record is from RefSeq and is a predicted model, not a curated record.